Nezara viridula (southern green stink bug) is the source of this 566-nucleotide messenger RNA. Lineage: Eukaryota; Metazoa; Arthropoda; Insecta; Hemiptera; Pentatomidae. The record is from the annotation of a GenBank genome assembly.
AUUUCACAUACGGUCUUACGGCAAUUAUAUCGAAGUGCGGCAAAUCAUCACUUUAAUUUACACUUAGGAAGAAGCCCCAGCAAUUAUACUCUGCGGCGUGCAUAACUCACAUUGAUGAGCGAUGGGGACAAUUAUUUAAAUCAGAUUACGACAGGGAGACAAUUGACAAAUGAAUAUUCGGCGGUGGAUUAGACGAAGAGGAGGGCGGCGUGCGGCGUGGCGGAGGGGAGCAUUGAUGGCUUCGACAAAGAGGAAAUUUGAAUACUCAUCUUGUAAUUUCCAGCCAUCACGGAUAAGGGCCUAUUGUAUUCACGGGCCGGUAUUUGGGGCGUGUCCCAUCCAUAGGAGAGCCCUCACAUAUUGUCUAUUCUUAUAAACGUUCAAUAUUGUUCUCGGCGGAAGGAUUAUUAACAGGCGAGGAUGAGAAAUAGUGCAGUCCAAUCGACGAUCACGAGGAAUUCGUGACCUAGUUCAUCCCGCUAAUGAUAAAUAUUUCGAGGAAUCAGGCAUCCUUCCUAAUCUCCAUCAUAGAAUUAAGUAAAGACAACGCCUUAAGCUAUUCAAAU